Messenger RNA from Cydia pomonella (codling moth), 2129 nucleotides. RefSeq lists its product as uncharacterized. NCBI's taxonomy places the organism in Eukaryota, Metazoa, Arthropoda, Insecta, Lepidoptera, Tortricidae. The record is from RefSeq and is a predicted model, not a curated record. The coding region runs from base 348 to 1499 and encodes 383 amino acids. The transcript has 4 exons.
UACUGGUGAGUAUGAAAGAGACAACCUAGAGUUACAGCUUAACGUAUGCGCUCCGUAAAUUAGUCGUUAUUUUAUGUUUUGAUAGUGGGAAGUGACAACUAUGCGCUCAUUUAUCUACACGGGUUUCAAUUGAACGAACAAGUUAGACUCGUUACACGGUUGUUUUAACGGUGUCCUACGCGAUGUGUGAAUAAAGUGAUAAUUAAAUAAGUGUACGAAGAAAUAUGUGUAGCAAAUUAUUGUUAACAAACACGGUGAUGGAAAAUUGCGUUACGUGAUAAAUUCGUAUAAACAAACCGGUUUUCGGUCAGUUUGUGUUUGCAGUGUGAAGUGAAUAUUUGUUUAUCAUGGCGUUUUCUCUAAAUAAAUUGAAGAACAUCUUGAACACAAAUCGGGACAGCCAGCUGGCUGGGAGCGGGAGCCUUGAGCCUGAAAUAGGAUUCAAAUUGUCACUUCACCCCGUCUCCAAGAACCUGUACGUGACGGUCAUCGGGGCCCGACACCUUCCGUCCUUGUUUGGGCUGAGCCGCGCACAUGGAUACCUUGUUAAGGUCAAAGUGUUCCCGGGUGACAGCAAAUUCGAGACUACCCUCCAGGAAAGUUCAUGGCCGGUCUGGAACGAAGACUUCAAGUUCCAGCUGAAACAAAAAGAGGCCAAGAAACCAGACAAACCAGAUCUACAAGGACUAGUCGCCGGCCAUUUCCUGUCUCUCACAAUAUACGCGCUACUCGAGCCGCCCAAAACAGAAUCAGAGAAAAGAAAAAGUGCUAAAACGUUAGACAAUAAAAAGAACCCUUAUGUAGCAGACCAGGACGAGCCAAAAGCGAAAACUGGGUUUUUAGAGAAGACAUUUAGUAGUUUUAAAUCGACUAAAGCCGAAGCGAUGGCGCAGAAAUCCGUUCUGGGAAAAAGAAGGACUGUCGGAGCAGCUACGUGGAAUUUCGAUUCGAAACUGUUUCAGAAUGAUCUGAAGAAUGGUUUAAUUGGAACUCCAGAUAUUUGGAGGCCAAUUAAUGCGAUAGCGAGCGGGCUGGCUGCAGCCGACACGAGAAGAGAGAACAAGAAGGGGCAACUGGAAGUGACCCUGUUAUACACAGCAAGCGAAGACGGCCUCAACGACGUGAUCACGCUCACCGUCAACAGGCUACGGUGCAGCGUUCUCACCAUGCAGGAACAAGAACAAUUUAAAGCUCCGCUGUAUUUGAAAGCCACAAUAUUGGAAGCCAACAAAGCGGAAUGUUAUUGGAAAAGUGACAGAUUCGUUCCCACUAUAUCGGCCAGGUGGGACCCGAAGUCUGCGACGGUAAAGCUGUCGGUUUUCAGAGCCAGUUUGAGCAAAGUCAGCAUUUAUAUAAGCCUCGGUUGCAAGACCAAGAUGGCGAAGAAGGAAAUACUCGGCAAGGCGAUCAUCGACGAAAAGUCAGUCAACGCUGAGGCGUGGAACGAAUGUUUGCGACAACCCAGCGUUCCUAAAACAUUUUGGGUUAACUUUGAGUGAUUACGGAACAAAGUGUUUACUUUUUACUAAAAUCAGAUAUCCGUCCUUUAACCUCUUGUGAUAAUGCGUGGUUGUAUUUUGAUUGACGAUUAAAAAAGGGGUAUAGGUAACUAUAUGCAACUUAUCUAACCUACUCGUAUGUAUAAUAUCAGUAGACAAUAAUUAUAAUUAUUAUCGUUCUUAGUCGAAAAACUCUAAAAGUGGAUACUUUACAACUAUAACUGUAUUAUGGACUAUACUCUGUAUCUAUAGGUAUUUAAAUGAAAGUAAACAAAAUCUACCCUCAAAUGGCUCCUUAAGCCAGUUGAGGGUAGAUGAAAAUAUAUCAUAAUGUAGGUUAAAGCCAGGCUGGUUAACUAAUAAAUGUUAUAACUACCCGAAAACGUACAAAUUGUUUGUUUACUUUUAUUUAAAUACCUAAAGUAUCGGCACUAUCAAUAUUUGCUUUAAUUGUUUUGCUUAAUAGUGUAAGUAAUAUCAUGUUUGAUUUAUCGUUUAUCGCUGACUGUACUUUUUUCCAUAGGCAACUUAUACUUAUCGAGACAAUUCUAAAAACCCCAAACACAAUUUUCUUGCAUUGUGUUAUCACAGAUUUCAAAUGGCCACCUCCUGUCUCCAUCAUCAGCUCGA